Messenger RNA from Cadophora gregata, 663 nucleotides. RefSeq lists its product as uncharacterized. NCBI's taxonomy places the organism in Eukaryota, Fungi, Ascomycota, Leotiomycetes, Helotiales, Ploettnerulaceae. The transcript has a single exon. The record is from RefSeq and is a predicted model, not a curated record. Bases 84 to 524 code for a protein of 146 amino acids.
UGAAAAGCUCCGCUCUGUUUCAAUGAAGCAUUUCUCCACUCUUGAGCUAUAAUUAUGUCCUGAGCCGAAGACAAACACCAGUCAUGCCUUACAUAGCACACAUCUCCCUCCUCGUCCGCUCUUACGACGAAGCCAUUGUCUUCUACACGCGUCUUGGCUUCACCGUUGUGGAAGAUACAUUCAUCCCCUCACAAUCCAAACGCUGGGUUGUGAUACGUCCUCCUCAAACCCCUCCCCAAUCUCGAUCCCAAACACCGUCUCAAACUUCUUCCCCUUCCUCCUCCUCACAAACCACUAUCCUCCUCGCCCAAGCCAGCACCCCUGAACAAGAAGCCUUCAUCGGAAACCAGAGUGGUGGACGAGUAUUCCUGUUUCUUGCAACGGAUGAUUUUGAGAGAGACUACAAGAAAUUCUGUGAAUUGGGUGUCGAGUGGAUUAGGGAGCCAAAGGUUGAAUCAUAUGGCAAGGUGGCUGUUUGGAAAGAUUUGUAUGGAAAUUUGUGGGAUUUAAUUGAGUAUUCUUGAAUGACAGGAGGGUUGUGAUAUUCCUUGCGUCAUCAAGAGGUCUUAGUCGACUUGGAUACAACUAGUCUUUUACAUACUUUCAAAAUUUUGAUUUCUCUUGACAGUAAACUCCAAAUCGCAAACGCUGGAGACAUUUGGU